Messenger RNA from Brachypodium distachyon (stiff brome), 1837 nucleotides. RefSeq names its product transcription factor bHLH14. Gene Ontology annotation, biological process: regulation of DNA-templated transcription. NCBI's taxonomy places the organism in Eukaryota, Viridiplantae, Streptophyta, Magnoliopsida, Poales, Poaceae. Gene Ontology annotation, molecular function: transcription cis-regulatory region binding; protein dimerization activity; DNA-binding transcription factor activity. The transcript has a single exon. The record is from RefSeq and is a predicted model, not a curated record. Bases 965 to 1837 code for a protein of 290 amino acids. Gene Ontology annotation, cellular component: nucleus.
AGGACUAAGUCGUACCCGCAGGGUCGACCGAACCUAUUCAAAAAAUAUCGACGUGUCAACUUGUACAAAGUGUACGGCGACCUUCGCUAUAAGGCCGGCGUACACCCCCUACAUACUAUUCUCGUACUCGUGCCAUCGAGCAUUGGCACCCCGUACUCCUGUUGUUUUGUAGAACAACAACAAAACAUGUCAGUACAAUACAAUAAGUAGGUCGGGGUCAGAAAAAGUUACUGAUCUGGACAUUUCACAUCUACUCCCUCUGAUACUAAAUUUUUGACUCAAAUUUGCUCAAAUAUGGAUGUAUUCAUUCUUAAAAAGCGUCUAGGUACAUGUAAUAUUUCGACAACAAUUUAGGAUCGGAGGGAGUAGGCUUGGAUGUGGCCUGUUUUUACAGGGACUACAAACAAAUCAAUGUGUUUUCUCAUGAAUUUUCUUAUGUACGUACACCGAGUCGUAAAAAAUCAGUUUUGCCAUUGAGAAGUUGUUUGUUCUUUUAUUUAGAGAUUAGUCAACAUAUUUGACCGUCGGAUCUUAAUCCAGCGGGUAAGAAGGGGUGACCCUGGGAUCUCAAUAACCAGUUGUGAUACGUCAACUGAAAUUUAAACCUUUUGUUUAAAAACCAUCCCCUGCCAAUAUUUUGAAGGUAACACGCCCUAACAAUAUACUUCCCCAUAAGGCAUUGUUUGGUACUCCAAAUUGAAAAACACUACAAACCCCAGAUGGUUGUUUGGUAGAAAGGGUUUAGUCGUGAUUAUCCCUAAUUUUUUUCCACAAAACACUCCAUUUUCUUACCAAAUUAAAACACUUGUCGCACCAGUGAAAAACACUAUUGUUUUGGUAUUUGACAUAUACGUGUGGAUCACAAUAUACAACAAAUCCUUGUUUCUACUACCAGUACUCCGUACCCUAUAUAUACAUACCGCGUACGCGCAUCUCCGAUCCGCACAGCUGCAACACACACAGCAUGGACGAGCUCGUGGCGGUCUUCCCGGCAGGCGGCUCAUCUUCGUGCUCCCCUCCGUCGGCAGCCUCCUUCUUCUCCGCCGCCUCCCCACGCCCUCGUCCUCCUCCUGUCAUCGAGCUCGUCUCCUGCGAUGUCCCCGAGCAAUGGCUCACCAACGACGACGUCCUCGACCUGGAUAAUAACAACAAUAACUACCAUCUGCCGUGGGCCUGCUCGGCGGCCGGGAGCCUGGGCCUUCCGGCGAUGGCCACGUCGAUGAACAGGAGCGGGCGGGGAAGGAAGAACCCCCGGCCGCGGCCAUCGGACGGCCCUGCCGUCGGCCACGUGGAGGCGGAGCGGCAGCGGAGGGAGCGGCUGAACCGGCUGUUCUGCGACCUCCGCGCCGCCGUGCCCACCGUGUCGAGGAUGGACAAGGCUUCGCUGCUCGCCGACGCCGUCUCCUACAUCUCCCAGCUCCGGGCCCGCGUCGACCGCCUCGAGAGCGAGGCCCAGGCCCAGGCCGCUGCGUCGGCCCGCCAGAAGAAGGCGCUGCAGGCCGUGGCCGUGGGCCAAGACGAGGAGCGGCUGGAGGUAAGGAUGGUGGGGAAGGAGCGGGAAGUGGCGGCGCUGCGGCUCGUGACGACGGCGUCGUCAGGGGCGGCGCCGGCGAGGCUGAUGGCGGCGCUCCGGGCGCUGGACCUGCCGGUGCAGCACGCGUGCGUGAGCCGCGUCCACGGCGGGGGCGCCCCCACGGUGGUGCAAGACGCCGUGGUGGACGUGCCGGCCGCCGGCAUGCGGGACGAAGGGCGGCUCCGGGCCGCCUUGCUCCGCGGGCUGCAGCUGCAGCAGCAGGGCGGCGCCGACCCAUGCAGCAUAGAUAUACUAGAUGACUAA